AUGGCAGUUAAGGGAUUAGGUCAAUUAGACCAAGAUUACGACGGUUCCAAUUUGCGAAUCGGCAUUCUUCAUGCUAGGUGGAAUAAAAAAAUCAUCGAUUCAUUGGUAGAUGGAGCAAUUAAGAGAUUGAAGGAGCUUAAAGUCAAAGAAGAGAAUAUUAUAGUAGAAACAGUCCCAGGAUCAUUCGAACUUCCGUUUGGAACCAAGAAGUUCUUUGAGAAGCAGGAAAAGUUAGGAGAGCCAUUAGAUGCUGUAAUUCCUAUUGGAGUCUUGAUUAAAGGUUCAACGAUGCAUUUUGAGUACAUUUGUGAUGCUACAACUUCUCAACUUAUGAAGUUGAAUUUUGAAAUUGGCAAGCCUGUGAUUUUUGGAGUACUCACAUGUUUGACUGAGGAACAAGCGGAAGCCAGAGCUGGGUUAAUUUCAGGAAAAAUGCACAACCAUGGAGAAGACUGGGCUGCUGCUGCAAUCGAGAUGUCUACUAAAUUCAACGUCUAA
Priceomyces carsonii is the source of this 498-nucleotide messenger RNA. RefSeq names its product lumazine synthase (gene RIB4). NCBI's taxonomy places the organism in Eukaryota, Fungi, Ascomycota, Pichiomycetes, Serinales, Debaryomycetaceae. Gene Ontology annotation, biological process: riboflavin biosynthetic process. Gene Ontology annotation, cellular component: riboflavin synthase complex; intracellular anatomical structure; mitochondrial intermembrane space. Gene Ontology annotation, molecular function: 6,7-dimethyl-8-ribityllumazine synthase activity. The coding region runs from base 1 to 498 and encodes 165 amino acids. The transcript is spliced from 2 exons. The record is from RefSeq and is a predicted model, not a curated record.